GACAAGGAGUGUUGCAAUAAAGCUCUGCCAGUUUUGUAGUCAGCGCCAGCCUUUAUACUUUCCUUUUUUUCUGAGGCUUGUGUCGGCUGAGGUCUUGAACGUGUAGUCUAUAUAAAAACGAUAAGAAGCAGACACCGACGCAUCUGGAUACAACAUGUCCUUCCACAAACCCGACAUGGCUCUUCAAUAAUGUGCAGAGCACAUGUUUGAAUCUGUAGUCGACCGCUGAGCUGCCGUCAGCAUUUGUCACUCUAGUGAGGUCAACGUUUCAAGAAGGUUUUGGAAUCCCUGUAAUUACUACAGCUGGUAAGGAGUGACUCUGUCCCGGGAGGACCAUGGCCCUGUGUGACCCCUCAUGUGACGUCAUGGGUCUGACCAACGGAGGCCCCCAUUCUGUCAGUGCCAGUGCAAAUGUGCCCUCCAUCAUCGGUACCCCGGUUCGCUGUGGCCAGGACCCUCUCACAGCUCCCUCUUGUGGCGACAGUCUUUCAUCGGAAGACAAUGUAACCGUGAUGAAUACAGCUUCGAAAGUCCAGCUGGCGAAACAGAGACCGCGUGUCACCCAGAGAGCAAGCAGACAAAAUGGCGGUGUGGUCAAACAGAAUGGCUCUCUGGGGAACAUUGCCUUGAACCCAGCCAAGUGUCACAUACCUUCCUUGCUCUCAUCUUCUCAGACUCUGCCCGUACCCCCACUCUGUUGCCAACAUUGCCACUUCCAGUCCACACUUUGCUGUCCCUGUGGUCAGCCAGACUGCCCACUGUUCCAGAAUCCUAGCACUGGUCCUGGAGUCAAUUUAGUUCCCCAUCCUGCGAGUGCUCCACCCUGCCAGUGCUGCAUAUCUCCUUGCACCUACCCUCACCCCUCGUCCCCUCUUUGUCUCCAUUGUCACCAUCACCAGCCGUGGCAGGAGCGGCUUCAGAGUCCACCGACUGGAAUCAGCCCGGCGAGGCCGUUUCGAUUCCCCAAAAGCUAUGCAGAGCUGAUUGCUGACUGGCCCGUGGUGGUUUUGGGAGUCUGCACUGUGCUCAUUGUUGUGUGUGCCCUGGUUGGCAUUUUGGUUCCGGACCUGCCAGAUUUCUCCGACCCACUCUUGGGGUUUGAGCCGCGAGGGACGGCCAUCGGUCAGAGGCUGGUCACAUGGAACAACAUGGUGAAGAACACUGGCUACAAGGCCACGUUGGCCAACUAUCCCUUCAAAUACGCUGAUGAGCAGGCGAAAAGCCAUCAAGAGCCGAGGUGGCCUGAAGAUCACUUUGACAGAGACAAACGACAAGCAGAGUGGGACUUCAGCAAGGAGUUUUUCUGUGAUGUUCCUGGUGACAGCUACUCCAGACUGGUGUUCUCGUCAGCUGAAGGGAAAAACCUAUGGAACAUUCAAGCCAUCAAAUCCAUGUGCAACCUCGACAACGCCAGGGUGCGCUCUCAUCGUGACUACUGGAGUCUGUGCCAGCGCACCAACGACGCCUCCUGUUGUCCCAGCUGGACUCUCGGGAACUACAUCGCUGUCAUUACCAAUCGGUCGUCGUGCCAGAAGAUCACAGAGCGAGACGUUUCGCACACGCUCAAGAUUCUUCGCUCCUGUGCCAAGUACUACCACAAUGGGACGUUGGGGCCGGACUGCUGGGACAUGGCGCUCACACGGAAAGAUCAGCGCAACUGCGCCAGUGUGCCACGAAAGUGUACCAAGUACAAUGUUGUCUAUCAGAUCCUCCACUUCCUGGUGGACAAGGACUUCCUCAGUCCGAAAAGCCUGGACAAUCCCCCGCCGGUGCUCAAGUACAGCAUGCUCUUCUCCCCGACAGAGAAGGGCGAGUCCAUGAUGAACAUCUAUUUGGACAAUUUUGAGAACUGGAAUUCCUCGGACGGCAUCACCUCAGUGACAGGAAUAGAAUUUGGCAUCAAACACGACCUCUUUCAGGACUACCUGCUGACAGACACGGUGUAUCCAGCCAUCGCCAUCGUCAUCGUCCUGCUGGUCAUGUGUGUGUACACGCGCUCCGUCUUCAUCACGCUCAUGACCAUCAUCGCCAUCAUCAGCUCGCUCAUCGUCUCGUACUUCCUGUACCGCUUGGUCUUCAACUUCGAGUUCUUCCCCUUCAUGAAUCUCACGGCGCUCAUCAUCCUGGUGGGCAUCGGCGCCGACGACGCCUUCGUGCUCUGUGACGUUUGGAAUUACACUAAGCUUGAUAAGCCGCACUCGGAGCUGGCAGAGACAGUUGGAGUGACGCUGCAACAUGCCGCUCUGUCCAUGUUCGUCACCAGCUUCACCACCGCUGCUGCUUUUUACGCCAAUUAUGUCAGCAACAUCACCGCCAUCCGCUGUUUUGGUGUCUACGCCGGCACAGCUAUUCUGGUGAACUAUAUUCUCAUGGUGACUUGGCUUCCUGCGGUGGUGGUGCUGCACGAGCGCUACCUGCCGAAUAUAUUCCCCUGCUCUAAGCCGCCACAUCAGCAGAGCGGUUUUUGUACCCGCACCUUCUGGGCUGGACUUUGCCAAAGAGCCAACAAAUGCUUGUUUACCAUCUCUGAAGCCUCAAGAAUCUUCUUUGAGAAGGUUCUCCCUUGCAUUGUCAUCAAACUACGCUACCUCUGGCUCUUCUGGUUCCUCGCCCUCACAGUAGGGGGCGCCUAUGUGGUUUGCGUCAACCCAAAGAUGAAGCUCCCGUCUCUGGAGCUUGCAGAGUUCCAGGUUUUCCGGUCCUCUCAUCCUUUCGAGCGGUACGACGCUGAGUACAAAAAGCUCUUCAUGUUUGAGAGGGUCCACCACGGAGAGGACCUCCACAUGCCAAUCACCAUCAUUUGGGGCGUCACUCCCUUGGAUAACGGAGACCCCCUCAAUCCGAAAAAUAAAGGGAAGUUGAUUCUGGACAAGAGCUUCAACAUCGCCAGUCCGGCCUCUCAGCUGUGGAUCCUCAACUUCUGCCAGAAGCUGAGAAACCAGAGCUUCGUCUUUCAGUCUGUCGAGCAGGACUUUACCAGCUGCUUCAUAGAGACGUUCAAGCAGUGGAUGGAGAACCAGGACUGCGAGGAGGCGUCCGUCUACCCCUGCUGCAGCCAGUCCACCUUCCCUUACAAGCAGGACGUCUUUGAGCUGUGCAUCAAAAGGGCCAUCAUGGAAUUGGACCGCAGCACAAACUACCACCUCGACAGCAAGACGCCCGGGCCCCGAUUUGACAUCAACGACACCAUAAGAGCCAUAGUCCUGGAGUUCAAGAGCACCUACCUCUUCACGCUGGCCUACGAGAAGAUGCACCAGUUCUACCGUGAGGUGGACGCCUGGAUCUCAGAGGAACUGCGAAACGCGCCAGCAGGUCUCAGUCAUGGCUGGUUUGUAAGCAACUUGGAGUUCUAUGACCUCCAGGAUAGCCUGUCUGAUGGCACUCUAGUGGCGAUGGCGCUGUCCGUGGCUGUGGCCUUCAGCGUCAUGCUCCUGACCACCUGGAACGUCAUCAUCAGCCUGUAUGCAAUUCUGUCCAUAGCUGGCACCAUCUUUGUCACGGUGGGCUCGCUGGUCCUCCUGGGCUGGGAGCUGAAUGUCCUGGAGUCUGUCACCAUCUCUGUGGCUGUGGGGCUGUCGGUGGACUUCGCCGUGCACUACGGUGUAGCUUACAGGCUCGCUCCCGAGCCAGAUCGCGAAGGAAAAGUCAUCUUCUCCCUCAGUCGUAUGGGGUCUGCGAUUGCCAUGGCGGCCCUGACCACCUUCGUCGCUGGCGCCAUGAUGAUGCCGUCCACUGUCUUGGCUUACACCCAACUGGGCACCUUCAUGAUGCUGAUCAUGUGCAUCAGCUGGGCCUUCGCCACCUUCUUCUUUCAGUGCAUGUGCCGCUGCCUCGGGCCCCAAGGCACAUGCGGUCAGAUCCCGCUGCCAAAAAAGCUGCAGUGUCGGGCGUUUUCCAAGGAAACGUCUGCCAACGUGUCGUUGGAAUCAAAGAGUCCAAACCUUGGGAAGUACCCAGUGGACGGAAGCGGUGAGGAGGGGGAGCAUUAUGAGUUGGAGCCUUUGGCUUCCAGUCAGAAACCUGAAAACAGAGCUAAAGAUUCGGAUUCUUCUUCUCAGCUGUACAACGGCGUCCCAUCCCACCAUCAAAAUGUCUCAUAUUCCCAUGUCAGUUAUCAAUGCCAAACUGGGACCGGGCGACAUGGUCAGGAGAACGGCAUCGUCGCUACAUUGGCCUCCCCUUCCAGGUGCCAGUACUCUCCAAGUACUCGUUGCACAUGUGAGGAACUUCCUCACCUGCCCCAGCAGUGGACGACUCAGCAGUCCCCUCAAAACUCACAUUCCUGCUCUUCCUCCCCCAGGAUGGGGUACAAACAAAACUCCAACCUUGAACCGGUGUACGCUCGGACAGACUGCCACCUUCACUACGCCCACUGCACCCCGGCUCACUUCUACCCCUGCUCCCAGUGUCGGGCUUUAGCCCCUCAACACGCCUCUGCACACAGCUGCUAUCUCAGGAAGUAUUGUGUCCCCGCUCCAGGUCGGGAACUGCGAGCGGCGACGGCCUCUUCUAACCAGACUCUACCAGACUCUCGUGCCGCAACACAAGAACUGAACCACAGUCCUGAGUCACAUCCUGUUCCUCCAUCUGUGACUCAAACACACAGCCCAUUGCAUCACACCAACACUGCUGACACACCAACAUCGAGGGAUCAUUGUGGUGAAAACGCCGCAAACACAGGAACAGCGACAGACACAGACGUUUGUUGCCAGACUCCUGCUGAACAGUUUCAGGUCACGCCGGAUAACGGCGUCGACAAGCAGACUUCUAAACCGCAGCGGUCGUCGUCCACUUCGCCAAAGAAAUUCAACUGUUUCACCCGGACACUCAAAGUGAAGUGCAAUCCAGCUUCAGAGAAUAUCGUGCCAAAAAGUGACACCAGCGUGCCUCCUCAUACAAUAACUCCCACUCCUCACGCCGAAAGUUUAUGUUGACCACAAAUUCAUGUUUGGGGUGUUGAGUUUAGGGACGUUGGUCGACCAAGUGCCUCCAGAAAAACAUUUUGUUUACACUCUUCCACGUCCACUAUGCACUAACCAACGUUGUGUACCAGAUCACCUUCAAACACGAAGCUGUUUCAUUGUGACACAGUGGCAUAUUGCAGCCUUUUGCACAUUCUUCAUAACAGUCCAGCAUCUAUAUAUGUAGUGGUAAUGUGUGUUAUUAAGUGUUUUGAUCACAAAGCUAAGGUGCGCCACAUUUUACGUACAAAUCUCUGCUUGUAUUUUGGGGGAAUUGAACUGUGCUGCUGGGCUCAUGCCGCCACAUGCCUCAGAUAACAGAUGUACUGUCAUUAAAAUGCCUUUUGUAUCA
Messenger RNA from Synchiropus splendidus (mandarinfish), 5313 nucleotides. RefSeq names its product dispatched homolog 1 (Drosophila) (gene disp1). NCBI's taxonomy places the organism in Eukaryota, Metazoa, Chordata, Actinopteri, Syngnathiformes, Callionymidae. The transcript is spliced from 10 exons. The record is from RefSeq and is a predicted model, not a curated record. The coding region runs from base 336 to 4934 and encodes 1532 amino acids. Gene Ontology annotation, cellular component: membrane.